This is a messenger RNA of Ornithodoros turicata, 2745 nucleotides long. RefSeq lists its product as uncharacterized. Gene Ontology annotation, biological process: proteolysis. Gene Ontology annotation, molecular function: aspartic-type endopeptidase activity. The coding region runs from base 1 to 2745 and encodes 914 amino acids. NCBI's taxonomy places the organism in Eukaryota, Metazoa, Arthropoda, Arachnida, Ixodida, Argasidae. The transcript is spliced from 6 exons. The record is from RefSeq and is a predicted model, not a curated record.
AUGGCAUCGGUUGGAGUUUCUGUGACAUUACCGGGCGGCGCCAUGGAAAAGUUAGACGGGACUAAUUACCCGACCCGGAGCUUUAUGAUGACAACGUUCUUGAAGGAGCAGCAACUCUGGAAAGUCAUCAAUGGAGAUAUUCCGACAACUCCAGAAGCGAGAGUUACAUGGGAUAAUGAGGAUCUGCAGGUACUCAAUGUGAUCGUCCCAACGCUAUCGAGUGGUCAAACCGCAUAUGUUAUUAACCAGAUUUCAGCAAGAGGAGUGUGGAAGAAACUGGAAGAGAAUCUGUUGCUGAAGAGUUAUGUUCCUUGGGAGACUCUCUAUGUCGCGGAGGUAGCAUCAGUUGGGCUUCAAGGGUUGGCACGUUCGUAUUAUGGUGUUGCAAGAAGUUUUGACGCCUGUUCAAUGGCAAACGUCACUCCUGGGAAAGUGAAAUACGCACUGCUGCAAGGAGGACGUCAAACAACGUCAACAGAUGAAGCGGCUGCUGAAGUGCUACCAGUGACAGCAGGAUACAAGAUCCGAGAGAACAAGACAAUGGCCAGAAUGACCAAGUCUUCUUCUAGGCAAGAGUUUCUCGAGGGGGAGUUCAAGAUCGUCACUACGCCUUUGGCGCAGACUAAUGUUGGACGGAAAAAGUACAAGACGAAGCUGGAUAAUCGAAGCAAGCCUGUCAUAUUCCUCGGCUACUGCAUCGACAGGAAAGGUUACCGUUUCUACGACCCUCAAGAGAAGCGUACACCACGACACGAUGAAGUUCAAUACAUCGUUUCGCGGGGCACAAGCACUAACGACAACCAGACAGACCGGGAAGAAAUUCACGAGCACGAAGCGGCUCUCGAACACGAGCCAACCGCUGAAGAUGGCAACACUAGUGACGAGGAGGACGGCAACGGGAACGAACCAGAGAUUCGACAAGAUAUAGAGCUACAAGUUGACACAGGAUCAAAGCACACGGUGCUCGAUCACCAGUCGUGGUUAAAACUUGGGAAGCCUGAGCUUAGUCAACCCAAGUACAGUUUGCAAGGAUUCAACCAGAAUCACAUUGCUCUCAAGGGACAAGGGCAAGUAGACGUGUCGUAUCAAGGACGCAGUCAUCGACUAGAGAUAGUAGUUACUGAAUCUACCCACACAAAUCUCCUUGGAAGAGAGUGGAUCGAAAAGCUGGGAGUCGAUCUCAAUGGGCUGUUUGUAGGAGCCGUGGAUUCCUUGCCGGGUUCCUUUGCCACUGGGCUACAGUCGCAUAAGGACUUGUUCAGGAAGGAACUUGGUAGGUGCCAGAAGAUUAAGGUUCACUUGCAGUUGAAAGCUGAUGCAACGCCUAAGUUCUUUAAACCGAGACCUAUACCAUUCGCCUUACGUUCACAGGUUGAGGAGGAUUUGGAUAGGCAGGUCAGGAACGGAGUGCUCACGCCAAUUGAAUACUCGGAUUGGGCGACACCAAUUGUGGUCGUGCCGAAGCCGAACGGAGCAGUAAGAGUGUGUGGAGAUUUUAGUGUGUCGGUUCAUCCACAGUUGGAUGUUACACAGUACCCACUUCCGAGGCCAGAAGAACUUUUUGCUAAACCGAAUGGUGGCCAGAAAUUUUCCAAGCUGGACCUUUCCGAAGCCUACCUGCAAAUGGAAUUAGACGAAGAGGCUGAGAAAGUGUUGGUGAUUACUACGCACAGAGGCUUGUUUCAAUUUAAUCGUAUGCCGUUUGGAAUUGCUUCUGCCCCAGCGAUCUUUCAGCGUACUAUGGAGCAAAUAACAGCAGGUUUAGACGAUGUUGCCUGUUACCUGGAUGAUAUUAUUGUGACUGGCUGUGACGAUAAUGAGCAAAAGAAAAAUCUGGAGACCGUUCUUCUAAGGCUGCAAGAGUAUGGUUUCGUUCUGAAGGAGGAGAAAUGCGCCUUCUUGCAAGAAGAGGUAGAAUACCUUGGACAAGUGGUGUCGGCUACCGGAUUCUCCCCUUCACCGAAGAAGGUAUCUGCAGUUCUGAACAUGCCAGAGCCGACCAACGUUUCAGAACCGAGAGCAUUUCUUGGCAUGGUGCAGCACUACAGUAAGUUUAUACCAGGAUUGGCAGAUUUAUCAGCACCACUAAACAAGUUGCUUCGUAAAAACAAGCCUUGGUGCUGGUCUGAGGAAUGCAUAGACGCUUUUGAUGGACUUAAACAGCGGUUGACAGCCGUCGACGCCUUGACCCAUUUUGAUCCCAAGAGACCGAUCUAUUUAGCAGCUGAUGCAUCUUCAGAACGUCUGGGUGCUGUCAUCUAUCAUAACAUUGACGGGAAGGAAAAACCUAUUGCACAUGCGUCGAAAACUCUGUCGGUAGCUGAGAAGAACUAUGCUCAAAUAGAGAAAGAAGCUCUAGCCAUCAUCUUCGGUUUAAAAAAGUUCCACCAAUACCUCUGGGGAAGGAAGUUCACGUUGUUUACAGAUCAUACACCCCUCACCACCAUUUUUGGUCCGAAGAAGGGUAUCCCGGUUACUGCAGCUAACAGGUUACAACGUUGGGCUUUAAUCAUGAUGGGUCACGUCUACGAUAUCCAGUAUAAACCAACACAACUAAUGGGAAACGCCGAUGGACUAUCUAGGCUGGCCGUUGGACCGGAUCAUGAUUUUCAACGACAAAUAUCCAGUGACAACAUUGUUGAAUUUGAAGACGUCAAUGUAGUCUCGUUAGAAGUCAUGUCAGUUUUACCUGUUACGGCGACUUCUAUUGCAGAAGAGACACUAGAAAGACGCAGUGCUAGCUGA